AGCCCUCCCCCUCCUUUCCACCUGCCUCCCCUCCCCCACCCGUUUCAGCCCGCCCUCCCCUUUAAUUAAUCAGCUAAUUAGCCCCGCCCCCUCCACGCCCUAAUUAAUGUCAGUGUUUAAAUAUUGAAUAAGUCAAUUAACAUAAUUCCCCCUCCCCCCACUUCACUAAUGACUUAAUUAACAUGAGGCCCCUCCCCCACUCCUCCCCCAAUUAACUCGUGGCUAAAUUAACAUGAAUCCCCUCCUCCACCGCUGCUCCUGGCCCCUCCUUCCUCCAUGCCCCACAGCCCCGCAAUGACUUAAUUAAUAAUUAUGUAAUUAACUUAUUAGCAGUGGAUUACUAAUUAAAUAAUUAACAGUCCCCUCCCCCUGCUAAUUAGCCCCCCCUUAACAAGCAGGCCCGCCCCCAAGAUCAUAGCUUUGGCUUUCAAAGAAAGCAGGUGGGAGGGUUAAUUUGCUCAGGCAUUAAUUAACAUUCAUUAAUUAACGAGCUGGCUCCCUUGCUGACUCCGCCCCCAGUGGCACCGCAAGGGAUUGUGGGAACGAGGCCCGGCUUCCUGCUUCCUCAUGGGCCCUGUAGUCCGGGGCCGGGUGCUCCCAUUGUCCCCUAUGGAGCGGGGCCUACAUUACCCAUGAUGCCCCACAGCUGGGGGACGGGCCUCGGUUGUGCCGCGGUGCCUGCUGGGAAAUGUAGUCCACCCCCGCCCCCCGCCCCCCCAGAGCUGUGCCCAGUCACCCAUGGGGUAGAACUACAGGCCCCGUGAGGCUGGAGGCAGCGGGUGUAACGAGCCCUGCCCUCGUUAGCUAAUGAGUGGGGGGGGUCUGGGUCCCCCCCCAAGUGGAGGCCCCUCCUCCCCACCCUGACACCCUCCACCAUGCAGCUGGCUCUGGUGCGGUGCACGAGGGGGCAGUCCUUGCACACCCAAUGCACCAGGAUGGGGUGUCUCCAUGCCCCCUUUCUUGUGCCCCUUUACCCCCUGGGUUCCCCCUCCUGUCCCCCUCCCCCUCCCCUCCCACGACUUCUCCUUUUCUCCUGCCCGCAUCCUGUCACGGGGCCAGCGCCCGCCCGGCCCCCCACACGGAGAGCGGAGAGUGGCACCCACGCCAGCGCCGCCGAGCCCCCCCCAACACCAUGUCGGACUCGCUGGUGGUGUGUGACGUGGACCCCGCGCUGACCGAGAGGCUGCAGCGAUUCCGCUUCCGCAAGGAGACCAACAACGCCGCCAUCCUCAUGAAGAUCGACAGGGACCGGCAGCUGGUGGUGCUGGAGGAGGAGCUGGAGGAUGUGUCCCCUGAGGACCUGAGGGCCGAGCUGCCCGAGCGCCAGCCUCGCUUCGUGGCGUACAGCUACCAGUACAAGCACGACGACGGGCGCGUGUCCUACCCGCUCUGCCUCAUCUUCUCCAGCCCCCUGGGCUGCAAGCCGGAGCAGCAGAUGAUGUACGCGGGCAGCAAGAACCGGCUGGUGCAGGCGACCCAGCUCACCAAGGUGUUUGAGAUCCGGACCACGGAGGAGCUGACGGAGGACUGGCUGCGGGAGCGUCUGGCUUUCUUCCGCUAGGGGGGCUGGGGACCCCCCCCACCGGACCCUCCAUGUUGGGGGGCAGAGAUACACCCCCCCCUUGGCUGGGGAGGGAAUAAACCAGUUGGGACGGA
Molecule: messenger RNA, 1656 nt
Organism: Alligator mississippiensis (American alligator)
Lineage: Eukaryota; Metazoa; Chordata; Crocodylia; Alligatoridae
Gene: GMFG
Product: glia maturation factor gamma
Exons: 7
Coding region: 926-1561 (211 amino acids)
Biological process (GO): actin filament debranching; negative regulation of Arp2/3 complex-mediated actin nucleation
Cellular component (GO): actin cortical patch
Molecular function (GO): Arp2/3 complex binding; actin binding
Source: RefSeq, a predicted model, not a curated record